Molecule: messenger RNA, 759 nt
Organism: Prorocentrum cordatum
Lineage: Eukaryota; Dinophyceae; Prorocentrales; Prorocentraceae
Source: the annotation of a GenBank genome assembly
GCGCCGCCGCCGGCGGUCCUGCCCCUGCCGGGGGUGCCCGCCCGCGCCGCCAGGCACGAGGAGCCGGUCGACGCGCUGAGGCUGCGGCAGGAGGGCAGGUCCCUCAGGGAGCGGGAGAUCGCGCUGCAGGAAGUGGCUACCGAGACACUAGACACGUUGGAGGAAGGUGCGACACCAUCAUUCCCGUCACGCUCAGGUAACGGCGUCUCCGAGCCCACUAGCGUGAAGAGCUUGGCAAGCCUCGGGGUGAGCUGCGCUGCGCUCGGCGAGGCCCUCGGCUCGCAGCAGGAGCCAGCCAGCGCACCUCGGCCAUGCCUGCAGAGCAGCCGCUCGACGGGGAGCUGCACGAGCGCCAUCUCGGCCGCUGCUGUCGCCUUCAGCAUCCUGGGGCACGCGCUCUGCUACGCCUGCGCGGGCGCAGGCGAAGACGCCCAGGAGAUCGUGGCCUGCUCCAGCUGCGGGGCCUACAAGGUGCUGGGCAGCCACGCAGGAGCCAAGCCUCGCCUGAAGGAACAGUGCCCAGGCGACAAGAGGAGCAAGGCAGACAGGAACCAGCGCAGCCUGUGGGAGCGAGGGCUCCAUCCAGGAGGGCAUGCCCAGGAGCGCUACCUGGAGUGGCUAGGCAUUGAGGCGGAGUCUGCAGUGCGCGGGGACACCGAGGAGGGGUUGGCCAGCCGCGUACAGCACGGCGAUCGACGGCCAGGGGAGCCGCAGGGUCAGCCGCCGUCUGGCGCGGCGCGGCCCGCCGUCUGUGAGUGA